Messenger RNA from Trematosphaeria pertusa, 950 nucleotides. RefSeq lists its product as uncharacterized. Bases 249 to 635 code for a protein of 128 amino acids. The transcript has a single exon. The record is from RefSeq and is a predicted model, not a curated record. Lineage: Eukaryota; Fungi; Ascomycota; Dothideomycetes; Pleosporales; Trematosphaeriaceae.
CACCCAAUCCGGUCGAAGAAGAAGAUGCUGCACCUGCUUAGCACUCCAAACCGGAACACCAAGGGCGGUCCAAGCCACCAACAGGGCAACGGUUUCUGCGCUUUAUCCAGAUCUUGAAUGCUUUGAUCGUGAGAUGGCCCGAGUCCACCAUCGACAUACCGCCCCUCAAGACACACACGUUCAACUUCAGUCUUGACUUCCACGAGGUAGCGGCCUCGAAUGAAGCCUUCGAGAAAUAUAACACGGCGAUGCGCAUCGCUGCCUCGGAUGGCAUCCGUGGCCGUGACAACCACCAGACGAAGCAGGUCCCUCCGUUCAAAAGCCUUGUUCACGCACUUCAGCAUGCCAGUCACCCUAAAUUGGUCGAGCUCAUGGAGUUCAUUCGAUACCUGAACGCGAAUCGGGAUACAGAUACCAAUGCCGAGAAGCAAGAUGUUCUUUAUGAGCCCGAAGAUAUGGAGCGCUGGACAGCAUGGCGUGAAACUCUAAAGACGAACGACUCAUGGCGCUCCUCUCCCAUAACCGCGCUCAUAGAUGUCUACAACAAGCAACAGGACCUGGAUCCGGCUUGCUCCGUCAUUGUCUUCGACAAGAGUGUCUCCUUUUUGGAUAUUGUCCAGAUUGCCUUUUGGUAAUAUGUACGACCUGGUUGAGUGCCUGCGAUACGACGGCGGCGAGAGCCCUGAGAAGCGUGAUGCCAUUUUGUCCGAUUUCGCCCAGGCGGAUGGGAGCAAAGUGCUCCUAAUGUCCCAUGCGGCGGGUGGCAUUGGGCUGAAUGUAGUUUGCGCAAACGCCACCAUCCUGUGUGCGCGCUGGUGGAAGAAGGAAUGGGAAGAGCAGGCGAUGAAGAGGGCCUAUCGGCUGGGGCAGAUGAGAGCAGUCACCUUUGUGACUCUGUUUGUAGAGAAUUGCGAUGCCGAGCGCUACAAGGCCAACGCACCGGACCGCAA